This is a messenger RNA of Phalaenopsis equestris, 1079 nucleotides long. RefSeq names its product probable 2-oxoglutarate-dependent dioxygenase At3g111800. The record is from RefSeq and is a predicted model, not a curated record. Lineage: Eukaryota; Viridiplantae; Streptophyta; Magnoliopsida; Asparagales; Orchidaceae. The coding region runs from base 204 to 902 and encodes 232 amino acids. The transcript is spliced from 2 exons.
AAUAUUAUCUUCCUACAACCCAAAUAAAAUCCCACCAUACAUAAUCACGCUUCCCUCAACAUCACCUUCUCCCAACCCCCCCUCUCAACCUUCUCGCAACAUAACUCAAGCCCAACUUCUCUCCUUCAUCCUUCUUCCUUCUUCCUCUUUCCAGUAAAUCUCUUCAAAUCAAAACUUCACAAUCCAUCACCGCCUAUCGUGAAAUGGAUUCCCACCUGAAGUGGGCCGAACCAGUCGUGCGUGUCCAAUCCCUCUCAGAAAGUGGCGCCACUCUUCUACCCCCACGAUACAUCAAACCCCCCGACCAACGCCCCACCGCUAUCAAUCAUAAUGAUGACUUCAACAUCCCAAUAAUCGACCUUAGCCCCACAAGCGACGCCAAAGCGAUCGCCACAGCAGUCUCGGCUGCCUGCAAGGAGUGGGGCGUUUUCCAGGCGGUAAACCAUGGAGUAAGCCCAGAUCUCCUGCACCGCGCUCGGAAACUAUGGCGUGCAUUCUUCCACCUCCCUAUGAAGUCCAAGGAAGCCUACGCUAACUCUCCGAAGACAUACGAAGGAUACGGUAGCAGAGUCGGGAUAGAGAAAGAUGCCAUCCUCGAUUGGGGGGACUACUUCUACCUCCACUACUUCCCUUUGUGUCUCAAAAACCAUGAUAAAUGGCUUGCCCUGCCUUCUUCGUUGAGGGAGAUGGUGGAUGAGUACGGGAAAGCGCCGGAGUUGGCUCUCGGGCUGUCGGCGCAUACGGAUCACGGUGGGAUUACUGUUCUUUUGCCGGAUGAGAAGGUUAGUGGUUUGCAGGUCAGGCAUAAAGGUGAGUGGGCUACAGUUCGGCCGGUCGCUGACGCUCUUAUUGUAAACGUUGGGGAUCAAGUUCAGGUAUUUGUUCUCAUAUUCUCUUGUUAAAAGGAGUAUGAACGGGCAGGAAAAGAGCAAGCACAACUCAGCUCUGUGCCGCUCGUUUAUAUUUGAAGGUAUUCAUAUUCGGCUCAUUUGCUUAGUGAGAGCUGUUCAUGAAUAAAGAAUCGAUUUGACAUUCUUAAUCAUGCAGUCAUAAGUCUUAAGGGUUGAAGCAAAAUUUAA